CCCCAGCCUCGCCACCCCCUUGCAUGCGGCGCCCGGGCUGCGGGAGCCGCUGGCCAUGGGCACGAAGCAGACCAAGGGCUGCCAGCCGGGCAGCGCCGGGGAGAGCCCCCCGGGCCACCACCGCAAGAAGGUGGCCCCCAGGGAAAGGGGGGAUUUCCUGGCUUCCCUCGUGGCGAAGUCCGGCGAGAAGUUCGGCAAGGGCGCUGGCCCCAGCUUGCCCCCGUACCACCGGCGGAUCUGCAUGAUCCAGGACAUGCUGCUGCUGGUCAAGCAGGGCAAGCAGGAGGAGGCCACCGAGCUGCUGAAGAACCUGCGGCAGGAUUUAGGGAUGGAGUCCACCUCUCUGGAUGAUGUCCUCUAUCGUUAUGCCAGCUUCCGAAACCUGGUGGAUCCCAUCACCCACGACCUCAUCAUCAGCCUGGCAAGAUACAUCCACUGCCCCAAACCAGAAGGGGACUCCCUGGGAGCCAUGGAGAAGCUCUGCAGGCAGCUCACCUACCACCUGAGCCCCCACUCGCAGUGGAGACGCCAGGGCAUCAUGAAGAGGAAGCCGCAGUCCUGCUUGAAGGCCGUGCUGAUGGGGAAGCCCCAGGACAACACCGUGGACUUGUCAGGCAUCCCCCUGACCCCGAAGGACGUGGAGAGGGUCACGUCCUACCUGGAGCACAGCUCGGAGCACAUCGACACGGUGGAGCUGUGCUUCACCGAGCUGACGGACGAGCUGCUGCUGCAGCUGCUGCCCGCGCUCUGCGGCCUGCCCCGCCUCACCACGCUGGCCCUCAACGGCAACCGCCUCACCAAGGCCAUCCUCAGGGACCUCACCGAGACCCUCAAGGACCCCAAGAAGUUCCCCAGCGUCACCUGGAUCGACCUGGGCAACAACGUGGAUAUCUUCUCGCUGCCCCAGCCCUUCCUGGUCAGCCUGAAGAGGCGCUGCCCCAAGCAGGGGAAUUUGCCGACCAUCCUGGAGUUUGGGGAGGGCCAGGUCAGUGAUGUGGAGGGGCAGGAGGGGCUGGGGGACAGCCAGGAGGAGCUGAGGGCCGGGCCAGGCCGGGCUGGCAGCACGGACUGGGAGCAGACAGACACGACGGCCGAGCCUGGGGAGCUCCCUGGCCCACAGCGAGGUGCUGCCACGCCACAGACAUGAUGUCCAGCCCUUGGGUGGGCACCUUGAGCAAGGAUGACUUAAAACCUCAGAGCUGGGGGGUCUGUUCCCACUCCGGGAUGCUCCAGGAGUCCCAGCUGCUGCCUUCCCCCUGUGCCACGAAUGUCAGUGAUUUUCUUCUCGAAGAACACAUAAAAGUGAUCACGUAGAGUGUUUGUAUUUUCUAACAGCUGGCCAGGUGUUCUGAAGCAUUAGUGGUGUGCUGUGCUUUUGGCUCUCUCAGAAAUGCGUCUCCAAGGGGCUGCAAAACCUCAGAAGGGCAAGAAAAGGGAGCAGGGAGGUGCCCAGGCUGUGCAGGGAAGGGCUCCCUUUCCUCAGUCCUGGAUCUCAGCUGCUCCCCACGUGUCAUGGACAGACAGCAGCCACCCCAAAGGGACCUGCCUGGGAUAAAUCCUUCCCACCCCUGACUUCAGGAAUCCCUGGUGAGAGGCAUGGCUGCUGAGACACAACAUAAACCUGCUCACACACAAACCAGGGGUCAAAAACCUGCUCACACACAAACCAGGGGUGAAAAAUCUGCUCACACACAAACCAGGGGUGUUCCUCUCAGUAGUGUGAGCCCAGCCCAGAGGGAGAGCUUUGUUUUCCUGGGGCAGGGUUAAAUCCCAGCCUGCAGCGUGCCUGGACAUCACCCUCACCUCCAGCCUUACCAAAACCAGGCUGGCAGCUGUGCCUGCCCAGGAUUUAUCCAGUAAAACCCAGUUUCCCACCAGAUGUAAAAACUCCUGAGCUUUUAACGGGAGAAUCUGAUCCAUUCUGGGAGGGACACACAAAUCCUGGAGUCAGGGCUCAGAAGCAUCACUGACAAAAAGAGACCAUGAUACUGAAGGGUUAAAAAGGGUAAAACAAGCCUGGGGUUCAUCCCCUCUGUCACUGCCACACAGCCAGCUGGGAUUUAAAGCCCCAGAAAACCUUGGGCUCACUUGGCCAUGGCUGUCACCCCCUGGACCAGAAGUGCUUUGUUCCUGAAACGUUCCAGCUUUUUCUGAGACAGAGAUUUGGGUUUCUUUUCGGUGGGACAUGCAUCACCCCAGAGCAGCAGUGCUGGAAUGUGCACUUUGGCUUUUUGGAACCAGAACUUCACUGGAUCCCAGACCUGGGGGAGGGCAGGAAAGUGGGGAAAACUUCCUCUCCCUGGUGUUCCAAGGAGCAGAGCUGACUCCCUUUGCAGAGGGAGCCUCUUUGCCCCAAGCCCUUCCCCUGAGCAGCUCCCAGCAGUGACUCCAGCUUGGCUUUUUUCGGGUGCAAAAUGGGACUUUUGGUCCCAUUGGCUCUGUCCAUUUUCCCAGAGGGGCUUCAGGCUGCCAGUGGUCGGUUGUCCUCCAUUUGCAAGAAGGUAACUUAGAAAAAACUCUGCUACUUUUAAUACAUUUGGCAACAGUCGGUAUGAUUUGCAUGUAUCCAAGCCUUUUUUCCUUUUUUUUUUUUUUAAUUCUAAUUCUUUCCAACAGGCAUGAAAAAAAAAAAAAAAACUUUCCAGUGAAUAUGGAAUAUUUCUGUUUGAAAUAAAGGAGCUAUCCAUAAACAAAAUAAAUGAUAAUGUUUAAUAAAGA
Vidua macroura (Pin-tailed whydah) is the source of this 2718-nucleotide messenger RNA. RefSeq names its product leucine rich repeat containing 75A (gene LRRC75A). NCBI's taxonomy places the organism in Eukaryota, Metazoa, Chordata, Aves, Passeriformes, Viduidae. Bases 56 to 1147 code for a protein of 363 amino acids. The transcript is spliced from 4 exons. The record is from RefSeq and is a predicted model, not a curated record.